Molecule: messenger RNA, 3714 nt
Organism: Maniola jurtina (meadow brown)
Lineage: Eukaryota; Metazoa; Arthropoda; Insecta; Lepidoptera; Nymphalidae
Product: protein PFF0380w-like
Exons: 16
Coding region: 102-3584 (1160 amino acids)
Source: RefSeq, a predicted model, not a curated record
AUUUAUUAGCAUAGGAUUUCAAAUUUACUUAGUUCUAUAUCAAAAUAAAAUCAGUAAAGUCAAAAUUUUUGUGAAUUUACAAAUGAUUUUCAAACAAAACGAUGACAAACACUAAUUAUUACGAGGACUCUGAGAGGAAUGAAGAGGAGGAGGAGGAAGAAAGGAAGAGAGGAGGAGCAAACUCAGAAAAUAGUUUAACCGCAAGUCUAGCCGCAAGUGACAACCUAAAUUUUUCAAAGUAUUGGAUAAAUCCACGCAUCAAUGUUGAAGUAUUAAAAGGCAAGAAGUUAAGAGAACAAAAAUUGAAAUAUCAUCCAAUCGCACGUGAAUACGAUGUUGUCGAUAUUGAUUUCGACAAGCUGCCGGGUUCAACAAAUCGAUUUCAAAGCAAUACAAGUCGUUCGGCUUUACGCUACAGAAAGAAGAAAAGACGUAAAAGUCCUAUCAAGGCAUUCAAUAAAUCGAAACAAGCUCGGCCAGUGCAAAAGAAAUGCCCAAUGAGAAUUUCUGAACUGGCUGUACCAACUAAGCGCCAUUGCAUCGAAACUUGGAGAAAUAAAAGCGAGAUUCUUCCUAGUUUUAUGUUGGAAAGACUACGGCAGAUAAUAAUGGACGAAAAACCCAUAGUGAAAAUUAACGACGCAAUAAACUAUUUCAAGGCACGAAAACCAUCAAUCAAGUCAAGGUCAGGGAAAAGAAAAUACCCAAAUGUACCAAAGGCAAACUUGGAUCAGAUAAAAUUAUUAUGUGGGAUCUUUGGAUAUAAGAUAACAAGAAAGUUACUUUCGCCACUUAACCUCACACUAAAGUCGCAACUAAAAAACAUAUCCAAAAUAGUAAAUGAUGAAAUAACACUUAUUCUAUCCAAAAGACACCAAUCAACACAGGAAAUAAACAGAAAAAUUCAAGCUGAAAUUGCAGAUAAGGUAACAAUCUGGAUAGCUGAUAUUCUCGAAGAUGCGUCUUACAAGUUAUUAUUUGAAGAUUUCCAAGAACUGGAACAGGAAGAAGGAGUUGUAUGGGACUUAAUCGAUGGCUUGGUUGAUAAUGCUGUGAUCAUUUCAGAACCUGAAAGUUUACCGAGCAUAAAUGAAUCAAAAAGUAUAUCAGAGGCCUUAUUUGAUUUACCUUUUGAACUACUGACUAUACAGAAUAACGAGCCCAGUAUUAAUUUUGACAUUGAAGUUGAACAACCUCACCUGGUACAUUCAAUACUAAUAAACAUUGUAGAAAACAUCGUUCGAGGUGAAAAUAUUACGAUCGAAAAUGGAAAUUCAUCAAUAAAAAAAGAAAAUGGUGCACUGGAUAUCAGUAAUAACGUUAAAGAUAAACAAAUAUCUGAAAUAAUUAUUGAGGAUCAAAAUAGAACUUCUGACAUUAAUUUAGUAAAGGAAGACGCAUUUGUUCAAGAGUUACCGGUAAAUGAAACUAACACAGAUUUAGGAAAUGAACGUUACAUUAACAGAAGAGAAAGCAGUUAUAGUACAGAUAUUCAAACAACAAUAAAAGAAGCAGAAAAUGCGGUUGAUUCGGAUUAUAUAUCAUUGACUAAAGAUAAAGAUUCCAUAACGCUAUCUGAAGAUGCGUACAAUACAAGAGAUACGACAGAUGCAUACAAACAGAAUAAAAGUAUCAAUAUAAGUACUGUCGAUACUAAUAAAGCACUAAUAGAUAAUCAUAAUAUGAAUGAUGUCAAUAUUGAACAGACAAAUAAUGAAAACCGUCUGUCUAUAAUAUUGCCAGAAAAUAAAUUGUUGGAAGAUAUGUUCAACAAUACUAGCACAAAAGGUCAAAUUAGCAGUAAAGAUAUUAACAACAUAAUUGAAGAAAUAAAUGAUACUGUAGAUGAUAGUCAUAUCAAAAUAGCAAACGAUAAAGAACAAUUUGCCGAAUCAUCAACCGACGAUACUCUUACUAAAACUAGUAUAAAUGACGAUAAUAUUGCAGAUAAUGUUGAUAACACCAAUGUUGGCAAUAUUGAACAGACAAAUAAUGAAAACCAUCUGUCUAUAAAAUUGCCAGAGAAUAAAUUCUUGGAAGAUGUAUUAAAUAAUUCAAGCACAAAUAAUAUUCAAAUUAGCAGUGAAGAUAUUAACAACAUAGCUGUAGAUAGUACUAUGGAUAAUAUUCAUAUCGAAAUAGCAAACGCUGAAGAACAAUUUUCCGAAUCAUCAAUCGACAAUACUCUUACUAGAACUGAUAUGAAUGACGAACAUAUUGUUGAUAAUGUUGAUAACACCAUCGGUCAAUUAGAAGCAAACGACUACUCUCCUGAUGAUAGCAUAAAAAAAGUAAAAUUUUCUGAUAUAAAUAUCGAUAUCGGCGGAGCAAAUGAAUUAAACGAAAGACUUAACAAUCCCAUGACCAAUGGUAUCUCUGAACAUGUUGAAAGUGACGCCCAUAAAACAUCGAAAGAUCUAAUCACUCUAAAAUCUAAUAUUCACUUCGCACCGCCAAACGACAAUUUGCUUAGCGAAGCAGAUGAACCAUGGCCUGUUAACUUGUCAUUUCCAAUGGUAAAAGUCACUUUAAGUGUAAGUAAGUCAGUAUUAUCUUUAGGAAAAAUAACCGAAGCAGAGGAAAAAUAUAUGACACCACCAGAAGAAAAAGAUGAUAUAUCACUUAUAAACUAUAAAGCACCAGUAGUAAAUAUCUUAUCGGGACAGGAGCUCCAAAAUGUAAACAAUUUACUGUUUAAUGAGAAUAAAGAUACAGAGAAUGUCGAAUCAUUUCUUAGCAGUGAUGAUUCUAUAGAAGCCGAGUGGAAAUCCAAAAAAGAUAGAGAUGGCGGAGACACGGCUAAUAAUUCAAUACUUAUUUAUGACCAUUCUUCUGAAAUAUUCGAAGGAAAAGAUAUAAUUACAGAAAAGGAAACCUUGGGAAAUACAAUAGAUUUUAAGGACAUGAUAAAUGAACCUACGGUCUUAUCGGAACAUUCUUCUUCUGUUAUACAUAAAGAAAAUCAUUUUAUUAAAGAAAAUGAUAGCUUGAAAGAAGCAAUCUUUUUUUCAAGAAUGACUAUUGUUCAUUUGCCAUUUAUCGACAUAAAUCCAAACGCUUAUAAAUAUAAGCCGUUCACUAAUGAAAAAAUAGUGCAAACAGAUAAAAUAGCCCUUGAAACCAUGGAGUUAACUGAAUAUCAAAUAAACACGACCGAAGUUCGCAAAUGGUGUCAAGGGUUGGAGAAUGUCAUUAAUAAUUUGGAGAUAUGGUCAUCAUGGGUAAAAAACACGUGCACUUACAUUAUGUAUUUUAAACAUAUCGAAUAUAAAUCCCAAAAAAUAAGACCAAGUAUCCAAAAGUGGACAAAAUUGCAAACAGAUGUCAAAUUGGAUGCAGAGCUGUGGUUUAACUUAAGUAACAAUCUUCAAAUAGGACUGAGAGGCUACAGAAACUACUAUGAAAAUUCUAGGACUCUGCAGACCAGAUCCUGCAAGAGCCAUCAGCCCCAGCAGAAAUCACAACAAUGCCAGAGGGGAAAAACCUGCACUUGUAAAUUGGACCACCAUGGCCAUCCAAUUAUGCAUACUGGGGCAGAGAAAGUAAUGUGUUGCAUCAAUUCAAAAAUCUUUAAAGCAAAUUAAUCUUUGGUUUUGCUGUUUGCCACCACAAUAUGGAAUAAACUAAAGAAUAAGAUCUGUCUUUAGAUUAACCAUUAGUAAAUAGUUGCACACUUUAAGUUGCUUUGAUUACAAUAUUUAAACAUAUACAAUA